Messenger RNA from Xyrauchen texanus (razorback sucker), 5403 nucleotides. RefSeq names its product ubinuclein 2a (gene ubn2a). NCBI's taxonomy places the organism in Eukaryota, Metazoa, Chordata, Actinopteri, Cypriniformes, Catostomidae. The transcript is spliced from 17 exons. The record is from RefSeq and is a predicted model, not a curated record. Bases 307 to 3870 code for a protein of 1187 amino acids. Gene Ontology annotation, cellular component: nucleus.
UGGCUGUUCGGAGUGCCUCGGUCCCGCGAGCGUAGCGAUCGAGGAUGCUUGCGCUUCCAAAAUCAACUCUCACCCGGCCAUCUCUUCCCAUACGCAUCCACCCGUGAGGUGCGGAGGGACUUGAGCAUCCGUAAAGCCUCCAAACGCCCCUUCCAUCCGGCUUGAAGCUCUUUAAAUCAAGUUGUUUGGCGAAGUCAAGCCGCACCACUGAGUGAGUGAGUGAGUGAGUGAGUGAGUGAGUGAGUGAGUGAGUGAGUGAGUGAGUGAGUGAGUGAGUGAGUGUGACCAAGAGCCCUGAACAUCCAAAUGGCCGAACCGAGAAAAGUGCAGUUUGUCACCAUGUCGGCCCUGGCAGGCGGUCAGUGUGCGGAGGGCAGGAGACGGCUUUUGGAGGAGGACGGGUCUGCGGAGAGGAGCUUUGACAGAGAGAGCGGGAUGAAAUUGACGGGCACCGCGGUGACGGCUGCUGCUGCGGAUGAUCGCGGGGGUUUGAUCGGGAAGAGAGACAGUGAUGAGCCCAAAGGGAAGACAGUGCGGCUCAAUCUGUGUCUGUCCGAGCCCAACGAGCAGUGCUCGGCCGAGUUCAACUACAGCGAGCUCAUCCACUCUCAACAGGCCAAGAAGAAUCCACCAGGAUCUAAAUCUUCCCUGGAUUUAAACGACCCCUUCAAUGACAAUGAGAGAGAACGUCUAAAGAUAGAGGCCUUGACUAAAAAGUUUGAAAGCAAAUAUGGUAACGUUGGGAAAAAGAAGCGGAAAGAUCGGAUGCAGGAUUUGAUUGACAUCGGCUUUGGCUAUGAUGAGAGUGACCCCUUCAUAGACAACUCAGAAGCUUAUGAUGAGCUUGUACCAGCGUCUCUGACCACCAAGCUUGGAGGAUUCUACAUCAACACGGGUACUUUACAAUUCAGAGCUGCCUCAGAAUCUGAAGGAGAAGAGGGAGGAAAAGAUAAAAAAAACAGGAUGAGUGAUGGAGAGGAGCCACUGAUAAAGAGAAGGAAGAAGAGGGAUGACACCAGUAUAGAGGAGAAAAAACCCAGGAAGUACAAUGUAACCAAACAAGGAGUGGCUGCUCGCAAUCUUCACCGUCCUGAGAAAAAAAAGAGGAAGAAAUUGAUGAAGGAUUCGCUUUGUCUGGCUGCAAUGCUUCGCCGUUUCACACGAGAGAAGGAAGAAAUGUGGAAACGAGACCCCAAACCGACUCAUCUGGGCCCUGGUCUCACCUGCACCCCCAACCCCAACAACUUACUACAGAACUCUCAUCUCCACAGCAAAGCCAACAACCAUGACCUUUCGCUAACCGACUUGACAGCCGAUCCCGCGAUGAUGUCAUUGCUAGGUACGGCCAAUGAAAGUGAGCUUCAGGAUCUCAUGCAGGACCUGGACUUCAGUUUUUUGGAUGCAGUAACCCAGAUGCCCCAGCCAGGCAGGGAGAACGGGCAGAUCGGUGUGGGGUCGUCAUCUGAGCACAAGAUUGGUGGAGGUGGGCUGAGUCGAGGGCAGGCGGGGUUCAUCUCUCCUCCGCCUCUCCCAGAAAAACUUCCAGCCCCCUUGAUCAAACGCAUAGAGGACCUACGGACUGCAUCGAGGCAAUUUGAUCAGGAAGGCAGAAAGAAAUUCUUCACUCUGGAUAUGAAUAACAUCUUGCUGGAUAUUGAGCUGCAGGUUCAGGAACAGCCAGCAGAUGUGCGUUCGGAGGUGUACGCUCACCUGGAGGCCUUUGUGCCCUGUAACAAGGAGGCACUACUGAAACGACUCAAGAAACUGAGCCUCAACAUACAGGAUGACCGUCUACGCACACCCCUACUAAAACUCAAGCUGGCCGUGUGCAGUGUGAUGCCAGAGCAGAUUGCCAGAUAUAACAUGGAUUGCAUGGCAAAAGCUGCAGCCAAGCAGCAGAGUGAGGAUGGAGAGAAAAAUGGAUCAGAGGAUGAUGAUGAAGAGAAACCGGGAAAGAGGGUGAUGGGACCAAGGAAGAAGUUCAUAUGGGAUGACAAACUCAGGACUCUGUUGUGUAACCUGGUGCGUGUGAAGCUGAGCUGUUAUGAGCUGGAGCAGUGCUCUAUGUCUUUGGAGGACUAUCUCAAAGCCUUCAUGGAGAAUGAAGUCAAACCCCUCUGGCCUAAAGGCUGGAUGCAGGCUAGGAUGCUUUUCAAAGAGAGUCGUGGGGUACAUGGUCAGCUUACAGGCCUGGGCAAGAAAAGGAUUGUUCCAUCACCAAAAGCUGCCAAAAUUACGAUCCAGGAAGUUGGCUGGAUGCAGAAACCUGCUCCAGGUAUCGGAACCUCUUCUGCCUCUCCUGCCUUACCUGCUACUGUGUGCAGACUGCCCUCCUCCCCCUCUGAACCAAUCUGCCUCUCUGAUUCACUGGAUGAGGAUCUGGCUGCUAACUCUCUAGACUCAAUUUCUCAAGCUCUCGCUCUUCUCAGUAAUGCUGCCAAGGGCCUCAUGCCAAACAAUGGCAUUCCCACCUCCUCUCCUCCCGGAAUCAUCGGAUCCUCAUCUGGAGUCAGCCACUACUCUACUCUCUCACAUUCCUCCCUUCCAGCAAAAAUGGAGCCUUCGGGUAUCUCUCUGGCAAAUAAGAGCAGUUUAAAUACCUCUCCCUCCCUCUCCUCUCCUCUAACCACAUCUCCUUCAUCUUCCAUACGAGGAGAGACCAUUGGGUUGCUAAAGGACAGUGGGUCCUUGCAGAUACACCCAGUAACGUCCACUCACAGAGCGGGAAUGAAUGUGGGACAGUCUGCUAAGCCUCGCCCACCCCCUACAGCCUCACCCCUCUUGACUCCCCAGCAGAGGUCUUUUGGGGCAAUGGGAGUGAAGCCGGUUCGGACUCUGCCUCCUUUUGGACAGGCGAAAAACUGUGGUAACAAAUCUGGUACUAGCGGCAGUGUAAUAUCUGGUACUGGUGUUUCUCAACAGCCUCGUAUGAACACUUACCCCUCUCACAUGAACCCCAAAAGCUCUCAACAGUCACGGGUUCCCAACUCUCCCCAACCGACACCCUCUUCCACUUCCACCCUGUUGUCGCAGGCCAAGCCCCCCACUAUGCCGCACAACCAGACAAACUUUAUUACGCCCAUGCAAGCCACGCUCACUAGGUCUUCCCACAGUAGCAGCUCUCCUAUUAUCAAACUAACACCACGCCCCCCUGCACCGACUCCUCCACCCACUUCCUCUCCCUCGCCUUCAUCCUCCCUGACUCAUCUGAGACCCCAAAUGAUCACCAACCCAGGCCUCAGACCGCCGUUUAACGCACAGGGAUCUGGAGUGAAAUCCGGAUCAGGACAGGCGAGCUACAGUUUCACGAGCGGACAGAAAUCCAGUAGUCCAUCCAGUGGUAGUGCAGGUAAAACCAGUACUACUCCAAUGGCCACACCCAUGUCUGCUGGUGUCCAGGACAGCAGCCCCUCCCCUUCAGCAGUACCAGCUAAUCACACCCAGCGGCAGAGGACAGUGGGAGGGACUAGUCAGAGUGCCAAGUCGUCAAGUCGGGCAUCAGCCAUGACACUACCCUCUUCAACUGUCUCCUCUCACCUGGCACAGGUGUCUACAACUUCAGGAAGUAACCAGUUGGGCUCAGUACCCCCCUCUCUCCCCCUGGGUUUUGGGAUGCUUGGGGGUCUAGUGCCUGUUUCUCUGCCCUUCCAGUUCCCCUCGUUACUCAAUUUUAACCCCUCAGGCUCUGGAGUUCCUGGCUGCAGCAACAUGGGGACGUCAGCCACUACAAUCUCAGGAUACACCCUGGCACAGAAUCUGUUUAAGCGUCUGCAGCAAGGGUCUCAGGUUGCUCUACCUCCCCACUUGCAGCUUGCUUUCUCAGAUGCAAACCAAAGUCAGGGGGGAGACACAAAGAGGAAGCCCCACUGACUGCGAACCAGAAUGUACACUUUUUUACGGAUGUUUUCAGCUGCUCUGAUUCUGAAUGGAAACGUUUGAAUCGUGGAUUUACAUGGAAGGGGGAGGGACGUCACUACACUCUUUCAGAUGAAAUUGAAGGACUAAUUUGAAUUUCAAUGCUUUCCUCAAUUACCGUCAUUCUGCUUUUAAUUGAUCAGUGUUCUGGAUGAUUGGAGUGAGCUGGGUGGAUUUAUUAUUAUUAUUAUUUUGUCAACAUUGUUUACACAAGACCUUUAUCACUGUGGACAUAGAGAUAAUAGAGAAAGUAAAGAAACAAAGCAACAUAAUAUCUAUUUAAGUUAAUGUCGGCUGGAAACGUGCAUUCAUGUGAUUUAUUUUCUUAGUCGAUUUUUGUUUAAAACUCCUAAAGGGAUGUUAUAGUCCAUCUGUUUCCUUCUACAGACUGUUAGAAUAGUAGCUAUUAAUAAUGAUACAUAUGGGUAAAUUAUUUAUAUUUUUUUGACAGGGAUAUUUUAUGAUCUUAAAGGUGUGUUAGUAGAUAAAAAUGGAUAUGUAUAUAAAAUAUACAUAAAUAUUAUGUGAUCUAUUUUUUUUUUCAAGGUCAGUAUGUAUGUUUAUAUCAUCAUCUGUGUGUGUGUGUGUGCGUGUGCGUGCGCAGAUGUCUUGCUGUCUUUUGUACUGUGUAUCUCACUGGACCUUGUAAAAGAAACAAACUUGAGUUUAAAGUUUAAUUUGUGGAUGAAGAAUUAAUCAUGUAUGUGUGCAAGCUUUUCAUAGAGGCAAAUUAUGAGAUUAUAGCCUACUUGAACUCUUUAAUUUUAUUCAUAUAAGUACAAAAUCUCCCACUACUUUCAAAUAAAAAAAGCCUUAGUUUGUAUGUUUUAACUAUGCAGGACUGUUAAUGCUUCAAUGCAAAAUUAAGCUGUUGCUUAAGCUCUCCACUUUAACAAUUGUGUGUGUUUGUGUGAGUGAUCUGUCUGUCGCUACAUUUGAUCUGCCAUUUUUGCCCCAUACCUCACUGGACAAUUAGUCCUUCCUUUCUUUUCAUCCCAUCUCUGUGCUCCAUUUCAUCCCGUGCUGCAUUUUUCACUAAAUACAUUUCAUUUUAAAAUGUCUUGCCCUACAUCUUAUGACUGUUAAAAUGAGAAAUGGCACCAAAGAUGACAGUAUUAGCUCAGAGUUGACAAGCAACAGGUUAGGUGUAUAUGUGUGCUCAUUGUAAUAUCAUGUAUCAAUUUUGUAGGCCAACAUUAAUUGGUUAUCGCUGUGAAUAUUGUGAUGGACAGCAUUUUGAAAUUGAAUUUUAUAUAUGGCUUUAUUUUAUUUUCUAAAAAUACUGAAUUAGGGUGGGGGUGAUUUCAACUGAAACUAGCAUUAAAAAGUCAUUAUUUGGGUAGAUUUUUGUCUUGAUUCUGAAAUAAAAAUGCUGUCAUUUUUGUCUUAAGUACAAGCUCUAAAAUAAAUUCAAUAAAACUUUUAGCUGACUUUCAUUGUACUAACUUAUAUUCACAAUACAAUCAUUACCUGGUGAAUAAAAUUAAC